Messenger RNA from Astrephomene gubernaculifera, 2519 nucleotides. The record is from the annotation of a GenBank genome assembly. Lineage: Eukaryota; Viridiplantae; Chlorophyta; Chlorophyceae; Chlamydomonadales; Astrephomenaceae.
CGAUUAUCGAACUUUUCUAUUCUGUGCGUGACCGCAUCAGAUAGUUCUGUGCCCUUCGUCACAGUCCACGGUCACUGUUUAGUUGUGUCAUAAAGUAUGGGCAAAGAAAAGCAUAAGAAACAUAAGGAUAAAAGUAAGACUAAGAAGGAAAAGAAGGAUAAGAAACAUAAAAAGCAUAGGCGGCGUUCAAGCUCAGACAGCUCGGAGAGCGAUGACAGCUUUGAGGGAGCGGAUCAGCAGCUGCAGCGCGAACGGGCUGCCGUCACUACGCUGCGGGACAUCCUGUCUGGCUAUCCCGCUGUCCGCAAGGAGCUGCGCGAGAUGUUGUGGCGCGUGGACCAAGGCGAGGCUGCGGAUAUUUCUGGCGUUCCGGAUCCGGACCUCAAGGCGCAAUUGGCGCAGUUCCUAAACCUCUUGCGGCUGCGGCGCAACGACAAGGGCGUGUACGGCCUAGCUGACCGAGCGGAGCGCAUCCUUCCCAUAGUCGCCUUUGUUUUCGAUGAGCCCCCGCGGCCCCGUCCGCAGCAGCCUCAGGUGGCGCCCUCCGCCGCCGCAGCCGCUGCAGGGCCCGCACCGGCUGCUGCAACCACAGGCGCUCCUCCAGCACCCGCUCAGCCUUCGCAGCAGCAACAGCAGGAGGUGAAGGAGGAGGAAGAAGGCGACGGGACGGCAGGGGCGGCAGGGCCCGGUGUGGGUCCUGCCAUUGGACCCAUAGGGCCUACGGCGGCCCCUUACGCGGGACCAAGCGCCAAAGAUCAGCAGCCGCCAGACGGCGACGACGACGACGGCGGCCCUGGCAGAGCAGCUGAUGGCACCCAGGAGGGCGAGGCUGCUGCUGCAGCUGGGACGGCGGCAGCAGCAGCAGCAGCGGCUCCAGCCCGCCGUGUUGCGGGUCCCGCCAUGCCGCCACGGGAGCUGCUAGAAGCGGCCGCGGCGGCUGCGGAGGCGCUGCAGGCGGCGGGGACCUCUGAUGACGAUGAUGACGAUGACGGGGGGUUGCUGGUGGGUCCGCCGCCGCCGGAGCUGGUGGAGGAGUUGGAGGCGGCACCGCAGGACGAGCGGGAGGCUGAGGUGGUGCGGAUCGUCAAGGUCCUCCGGGAACAUGCCGCCGCCGGCCCUGCUCCCGGGCCCGCUGCCGCCCCCGCCGCCGCCGGCGCCGGCAGCUCCCCCGACGCCUACCAGGUCCUGGGCGUGUCGCCCUCUGCCCCCGGCGGUGAGGUGAAGAAGCGCUACAUGCGGCUGUCGCUGCUGAUCCACCCCGACAAGUGCGCGCACCCGCUUGCACACGAGGCCUUCCAAGCCGUGGCAACAGCUGCCAAGGUGCUUCAGGACUCGGGGCUGCGUACGGCAUUGGACGAGCGCCGGGCAGAUGCGGAGCUCCGGCGGGCCGCAGAGGCGGCGGCGGCACAGCAGGAGCGCGAGCGAGCUUGGCGGAUAGCGCGAGGCGAGGAGGUGGCCGCUGCAGGUCCCGGCGGUUGGCCUGGCGCCUCCGCCGGCUCCCAGCGGGAGACCUGGAUGACGGAUCUCCCCCCGGAGCGCUCCGCUGCCGCCGGCAUCGGCGCCGUCAGUCAGACCAGCGUGCGUGCCUUCAGCCAGCGGGGCAAAACCGGCCGAGGUGACACGUCAGCAUGGACGGACAACCCCGAGCAGCGCAAGGCCCGGGAGGCGCAGGCGCUGCUUGCGGCCGCAUCGGAGGCGUACGUGCGGGCACUGCCGGCAGCGGGAGGAGCGGCAGGCGGUGGAGGAGCAGGACCGGGGGGUGCGGGAGGGACGGCGGCGGCGGCAGCGCUGGACACGUUCAAUGAGGCGUCACGGAAGAAGAGCCUGUUUGAGGUGCAUGCGGAGUUGCAGGAGAAGGCCAAGCAGGAGGCCAAGGCGGCUCGGAAGGCGGCCAAAAAGCAAAAGACGGCUGAGGGCGGCGCCGCCGCUGCGGGUGCGGCUGCAGAUGGGCAGGACUGGCCUUGGCGGCCCUUUGAUCGCGAGCGGGACUUGGACCUCAAGCCCAAGGCCAAAUCGGGCGCUGACCUGCUUAAGAGCGCUGCGGCACUGGGGUCGAAAUUUUCAGGAGGGAACACUCAGCGCCACUUUUUGUGAGGAGGAUGCCGCUCGUUUGUACCCUUCCUUGGUGCUGUUGCCGGGUGCUGGAGUCCAAGGCAUGUGCUCUUUUGCCACGACCCACAUAUGCAAUGUUAGGACGACGCUUUUUGGAUUUCUGCCGUGCGCUAGUUGGCGUAAAGGCGCGGGAGGGAAUGCGUGUGCGGUCUUUUCUUGCAUCACAGUGGCUGGAAUGGGAGGAGUCGGUUGGGCUGGGGUUGGACCGUCGUGGGGCGUAUGAAAUGGGUUUUGCAACAUGUGCAUGUGUUUUAGCAGGGGUUAUUCCAACACCGUGCCAUGCUUCCAUGUCGCUUCAUAGCAGUUGAAAAACGUAGCAAAAGAGGCUACACAGCAGCGCCACGCUUGAUACGCUCAGCAGCAGUCCAACGCGAAAACGGAAGGCCAAGAUGUAAUCCUCCUUACCU